CACAGCCGGUUCGCUAUACCUUGCGCCUCCAUCAGGCGUUCACAGUACCGCGUAGAUCGUAACCAUGUCAUCCUCCCUUCCCGACACGACACAACGUGUGCACACUGCCCAGAAUGUCGGUUGUCGCAGUGCCUAUCGAAAACCGUAGACGAAGCCCCAAAGUGAGAACAGGGUGCUUCACCUGCAAGAUCAGACGAGUCAAAUGCGACGAAGCAAAGCCUAGUUGUUCAAGAUGCACGAGCACAGGCCGCAAAUGUGACGGCUAUUCCAAGCCCAAGGACGCCUUCCAGAUUCAGGUCUUCACCCCGAGGGAGCCAGUGAAGAUAGCCCGGCCUGUCAUGUCAGUGUUAUCUGAAUCCGGCGAUAGUAUCAGAUACCUGGAGUUCUAUCACCAAUGCGCUGUACCCUCGCUCUCAGGUCGAUUCGACAGAGACUUUUGGUCCAAAACCUCACUGCAGAUGGCCCAUGCGGAGCCAGCGGUCCGGCAUGCAGUCAUUGCACUCGGCUAUCUGAACCAAACAGAGUCAGGCAGCCUGAAGCAUGCUCGUUCCAAGUUCCAGGUCGUAAACGGAAACAACGUUUUCCUACAUCAUUACAAUCAGGCUGUGAGGAAGCUUGUAAGCCGCAUGGCCGAACCUUCUUACUCGCCAGAGAUUGGCCUUGUCACUUGCUUGCUGUUCGUUUGUAUCGAAUUUCUACGAGGGAACUACUGCACCGGAUUCACUCAUAUGACCAAUGGGCUUAGUCUUAUUCGCGAAUGGCAGCAGCAACGCAGAGUGGAUUCACCGCUCGAAGAUUCAACGUACACCGAAGGCCCGGUGGGUUUAAUAGAAGACAUCCUGCUACCAAUGUUCCAGCGUGGCGUUGCGACAGCGCAGUUGUUUGGCGUUGCAACAGAGGAGCACCUUGAUGUACCGUAUCCAAACCCCGACCGCUUCAUCCGACUACCUUUCUCCUUACAAGAGGCUGAGCGUUCGUCGCGAGAACUACGAAAUGCUACGGUCAUGUUCUUGCGUCAGACAGCUAUGAGGAAGAUGCAGAAGAUGGCUUUUGAUGAAGAGCGGCAAGAAAAACAGGCCCGGCUUAUCGAGUGCCACCGAAUUUGGUUUGAAAGAGUUCAAGUCGCCGAAGACAGUCAAGUGUGGUCAGAAGACGACUUGGUGUCACUUAGCGCUCUCAAAGUGGCACUUUACGCCUUGACGACGUACAUCGGAUGUGCGGCAAGCACGCUACAGGUUCCAUACGAUAGAUACCUCCACUGUUUUCGGGCACUCAUCCGUCAUGCAAAGAUUAUCAUGGACGCCAUGGAGGUCAAUACCACUCAAGCUGCCAAGUUCACAUUCGAUAUAUCGAUCAUUCCACCGCUGUUCCACACCGCGACACGUUGCCGGUGCCCAGCGACCCGCCGCAAAGCUGUCGCGUUGCUCGCACGACGGCCGCCUCGUGAGGGCUUGUGGGAUGCGGAACAACUUCUUCUUGUCACUCAUCGGGUGAUCGAGAUGGAAGAGAUGGAGCUGGAUCCACACACUGGAUGGCCAGUGGAGCACAGCAGGUUCUACAGUACCAUCGUUGAUGGAAACAUGGACGCUAAUGGAGGCUUCUGUGUAUACUUUGUGCCGUCAGCGUGGGCAGGCGAAGUUGAUGAGACAGGUAAGGAGAGAUCGAUAGUGGAGCGAUUCUAUAUGUAACGAUCAUAUGCGAAUCAGAUACUAGUCUGAUGAGAAGAACGAUGAGCUGUCGUGUUCAAUUCUACAUUUUCCU
Molecule: messenger RNA, 1761 nt
Organism: Boeremia exigua
Lineage: Eukaryota; Fungi; Ascomycota; Dothideomycetes; Pleosporales; Didymellaceae
Exons: 3
Coding region: 114-1688 (524 amino acids)
Biological process (GO): regulation of DNA-templated transcription
Molecular function (GO): zinc ion binding; DNA-binding transcription factor activity, RNA polymerase II-specific
Source: RefSeq, a predicted model, not a curated record